Molecule: messenger RNA, 535 nt
Organism: Pollicipes pollicipes
Lineage: Eukaryota; Metazoa; Arthropoda; Thecostraca; Pollicipedomorpha; Pollicipedidae
Exons: 4
Source: RefSeq, a predicted model, not a curated record
AUGACGGCAGUUAUCGCGUGCCGCUGCUCACUGAAGUGCCCGCUGAUCAACGUGUCGGCAGUGCAGCGGCAGACGGCUGAGCUCCCCUGUGACGUCACGCCACCGUCACCCGACGACGAGCUGCGAUUGGUGCUCUGGUACUACGGCACUGGAGGCACACCGGUGUACACGUACGACGCGCGGGACCGGGGCAGGUCGCGCGGCGCCCACUGGACGGACGCCAGCGUGGACAGCAGCCGGGUGCAGUUCCAGCCGAACACGCGGCCGGCCCACCUGCGGAUCGGGGCCGUGCGCCGCUCCGACCAGCGGCUCUACCGCUGCCGCGUCGACUUCCUGCACUCGCCCACGCGCAACUCACGUGUCAACCUGACCGUCAUCAGUGAGUGUCUGGCCGUCAUCAGGGAGUGUCUGGCCGUCAUCACGCCGCCGGGUCGUCCGACCAUCCUGAACGCCGGCGGGCACGCGAUCGAGCGUCUCACCCGGAGGCGGUACCGGGAGGGCGAGAUGGUCCAGCUGACCUGCAGCUCCUCCGGAG